AUGGAGAACCCUUUAUCUACUCAAGAGCAGCAGCUCUGCCAGCUACUGGCAGAUCUGCCCGCGCGAUUCGACUACCGCUAUACCGAGGAAGCUUCCCGAGAGCUCCUAACCAGCCUGUUCUGGUCACUGGCUGGCGGCAACCAUGAAUACAUGCGACUUCUGUUCCCGGAGGGCAGACCGUCCGACAGUCUGAAGCUUGGUGAUGCUCAGGGCGCUGUAGAAGGUGCCGAAUACACAGAGGCGGCUCGAGGGAAGCGAUGUGGCCACAUCUUCAAGCCUGGUGAGGCAUCCUACAUGUAUCACACGGGGCACAUGGUGAGAAUUCAGAUCUCGGUGGGAAACAGUGGCUGCUGCGACUGCGGAGAUGACGAAGCUUGGAAAACGCCCCUGUUUUGCACCAUCCACUCUGAUGUGGCCUCUGGUUCUCACACGAGCGGUGCCGGAAAACCUGCCUCGCUUCCUGAAGAUCUCGUCAACGGCGUACAGAUGACGAUUGGCAGAGCGUUCGAUUAUAUCUGCGAUGUUAUAUCUUGUUCGCCCGAGCAGCUUCGUCAGACAAAAACAAAGGAAUCAAUCCUAAAGGACGAAGAAGCAUCCCGUUUAAAAUCAACAUAUUAUGGCUCCGAUACCCAGGCUUGCACUGAUUUUUCAUUAGUGCUAUGGAAUGAUGAGAAGCACACUGUUGAUGAGGUUAGAGAUCAGGUAGCUAGAGCCUGUAGGAAAACUCGGAAACAAGCCAACAAUGACGCCUGGGAAACCGACGCAGUUGGGCGAAGUCUUUUGGUGUUUUCAGACAAUGUCGAACGGCUGCUACAAAUGUCCAAGACAUUAGAGUCUAUCAGAGUCACAGUCACCAUUCGAUCAGCGAGAGACACGUUUCGUGAACAGAUGUGUGGUACUUUGAUCGAGUGGUUAAGUGAUAUAUCUGGUUGCUCAGUUGGUCAUGAUAAUCACAUCCUUCGACGAACCAUAUGCGAGGAGCUGAUGAGGCCAUGGAGGAAAGGAAGCGCCGCAACUCAUACUCUGGGCCUUAUCGACGAUGAGGAGGCAGAUGACCAGCGUCUUGAGACGAGAGCUAGGAUGCACAACGUCAACGCUCGGUUUAUUCUUGCCCUGCAAGCUGCGGCCGGGGCCCAAGGCCUAACACUGGAUCCUGAUGACGGAGAUGAUGAUGACGAUGACGACGACGACGCUGAUAUGGAUGAUGACGAGGAUGAUGAGGACGAUGAGAAUCGUUCCGUCUCGGAUGACGAUGACGUUAUGAUGGUAGACGCACAGGGAGAUGUUCCUGAACUCGACAUGGCAUUAAGGCCCAACGAGGCUUUGGAAGAGGACGAGGCCACUCUAGCUGGAUACCCUCCGCCGCCUCCACCUCCACCUGUUCCUGCACCUGCCGCCGAACAGGCACAGGAGCAGACGACUCAGACUACUCAGCAGCCGAACGUGAAAAUUCCCAAAACACCUGGCAAGAUGGAAAAGCUACUUCCAAACCCUGGGCUCUACUGGCUCGAGACUCCGGCGGCCUAUACACAAUCGGGCAACGUGCCACCGGCGGAGGAUGUUUUCCAGCGGGUUCGCUUAGACUGGCUGCUUCUUUUCGACUUACGAAUGUGGAAAAGGGCCAGAAAUGACCUCCGUGCACUCUACAUUUCUACAGUAGUCCAGAUUCCAGAAUUCAAGCGAGUUGUGGCCCUUCGAUUCGCUAGCCUCUACACCAUCCUAGCCCAGCUGUAUCUCGUUGGCGAUAGGGAGCCAGAUCAUUCCAUCAUCAACCUCUCUCUCCAGAUGCUGACGACGGCAUCCAUCACUGCAGAAGUAGUGGAGAGGGGCAACUUUUUGACCAGCUUGCUGGCAAUUCUGUUUACAUUCUUGACAACCAGACAAGUUGGUCACCCGUGGGAUCUCUCCCCUGUUGCUGUUCUUGCCUUUGAUAGCGGAUCCGUCACCAAUAGGCGCAUGUAUCACUUCUACCAAGAUCUGAAAUAUCUUUUUAGCUCUCAGCAUGUUCAAGAGCGGCUUAGAAGUGAACCAAGAUACCUGAUGCAAUUCCUAGAUUUGGUGAAGCUUCAUCAAGGCAUUGGACCCAAUGUUCGCGCAGUCGUCGAGCACGUUGAAUAUGAAGCUGAUUCCUGGAUUACGGCCUCUCUGGUUACCAGGCAGAUCAACUUGCAAGCCAGGAACUUGGCUGAGGCGUUUCGAAAUUGCCCGCCCAACGAGAUACGCAAUCUCAUGAACGCCAUCCGCCUGGCCGCCAAAGCUGCCACGUUCAACUCCGUUGGUGCGGAUCGACUCAGGUUCAAACAAGCAGAAAUCAAAGACGAAGUAAAAUUCAAGACGAUGAGUGACUUGGAGUUCGAUGUCGAAGGCAAAUCGUAUGAUGUUGUCAAAUUCGUGGUCGAGAAAGAUGCCAUCAGCUUCCACCACGGGCUGCAUUACACCUUGUCUUGGCUGAUCGAGCAAGAGCUCAAGUCAAAGCCAAGGCUCAUGACAAUAGGGCCUUUGCAGAUUCCCAAGAAGGAGUACAGCCCAGAGGACUAUUUAAUGGCCGUAUUUGAUUACCCCCUCCGAGUCUGUGCUUGGUUAGCCCAGAUAAAGGCGAAUAUGUGGGUUCGAAAUGGCAUUAGUCUUCGUCACCAGGCCAGUACAUAUCGCGGAGUCGGGCAGAGAGAUGUUUGUCACCACCGAGACAUUUUCCUCUUGCAAACGGCAAUGGUAGUUUGUGAUCCCUCUCGCGUCUUGGCAUCCAUUAUUGACCGAUUCGGAAUGGAAAAUUGGGUAAAGGGUAUUUUUGAAGUUCUAUCAGAAGCUCAAGAUGAUACUCAACACCUCGAUGUUGUUGAGGAUAUGAUUCAUCUUCUCAUUGUUCUCCUGAGCGACCGCACUUGCUUGAUUGCUCCAGAGGAUGAACCAAAUUCUCGUCUGCUGGCCAUGCGCCGGGACAUUAUUCACGUCUUGUGUCUCAAGCCACUGUCGUUUAACGAGAUCUGUCAGAAGCUUCCAGAAAAAUACCAGGAGUCAGAAGAGUUCCAACAAGUCUUGGACGAAAUGGCAACUUUCAAGCCACCGGAAGGCGUAUCUGAUGUGGGCACUUUCGAACUCCGACAAGAAUUCAUUGAGGAAAUCGACCCCUACAUCGCGCACUAUAACAAGAAUCAACGCGAGGAAUCCGAACUUGCUUACCGCAAAAAGAUGGCCAAGAAGACGGGCAAGACUGUGGAAGAAAUUGUGUUUGAACCUAAGCUUCGACCGAUACCGUCUGGUCUAUUCCAACAUCUCGCAGAGUUCACCAGCACGGGUGUCUUUGCACAGGUUGUUCUUCAUCUCGUUUUGCUCGCCACAAUGGAAGAUGACAGCGCUGAGGUUGAUGCUUCGGGGAAACCCCCCAAAUCAUUUGUCCACACGGCGCUCACAAGAGUCGCCCGAAGCAACUUUAUGCCUGACGCAAACUUCAAGGCAGUACAUCCCAAAAUUUCCCUCGUUCUCAAGCGCCUUAAGCAGAAACGACCAGGGGCGUUUAAUGCAGAGUUUGUAAAACUUGGACUGCCCGUAGAUCGCAUCAGCACCGCGUCUCCGGCAAACAUAUCUGCCGACGAAGAGCGCGAAAGAAGAAAGCAAGCGGCAAUGAAUCGCCAGGCAAAGGUUAUGGCACAGUUUCAGCAGCAACAAAAGAGCUUCUUGGAGAACCAAGGAUCCAUUGACUGGGGAUCGGAUCUGGAUGAAGACGACGAAGAGGACAUGGAACAAGCCGAAGACCGCAAGCACAACUGGAAAUACCCGACGGGGACUUGCAUCCUGUGUCAGGAGGAGGCUGACGACCGACGUCUGUAUGGUACUUUUGCCCUCCUGAAUGAGAGUCUCAUCCUUCGUCAAACGGAUUUCCAGGACCCCGAUCUCGUCCGGGAAGCUUCACAGACUCCAUGUAAUCUCGACAGGUCAGCGGAGGAUAUUCGCCCCUUUGGUAUAGCUCAAGAAAACAGAAAGAUGGUGGAAAAACUGAAUUCCAAUGGAGAGACAUUCCUCGCCGAACGACAGACCAUUGGUAGGGGAUUCGACGCCUCACUUUCUCGAGCCGGCCCAGUGGCCAGCAGCUGUGGGCACAUGAUGCAUUAUCGUUGCUUUGAGCAGUAUUACGAGGCAACUAAUCGUCGACAUACCCACCAGAUCGCCCGGCACCAUCCCGAGAACAUUCUUCGAAACGAGUUUGUGUGCCCCCUUUGCAAGGCCCUAGGCAAUGCUUUUGUUCCUAUCGUCUGGAAAGGAUUAGAGGAGUCAUACCCUGGAAAUCUCCAAGCAGAAGAGAGCUUUGAGGACUUCCUAGACAAGCAAAUAUCAUCCUACCCAUUCGGCGGUAGCAAGGCUCGUGAAGUAGAUGAUUCAAAGCUGCCCGAUAUUGACACGCCAAGUCUCCCCGGAAGCCUGCUACAAACGCUGACGCCAUCAAAGCCUCGCCUGGAGCCGAUAUGGGUCAAAGAUGAACUAGAUGCACGAUCAUCGGCGACGCUAGGAGCAUCAGGUAGCUCUUCAGCCGCGGCCGCGGCCGCCGAGACAUCGGAAGCAGGCGCCAAUCAACCAUCUGGCGCUGGUAACAGCCAGCUAUUCUCGGAGCUCUUAUCCGCCUACCAUCGACUGAGGGAUACGUUGGUCGUCAAUAAGCUGGACACUCGAUACCCAGUAGAUAAGAUGCAAGCAGGCGAUGAACUCCACGCGAGUGAUACGCUAGUCCAAGUUGUUGGAUUCUCGAUUUCCGAGGUAGAAAUACAGCAGCGUGGAAUUGAAGCUCAGCCAGGAAUGACCUUGAUUGAGAAGAUCCCAGAACAGGUAAUAGCCCAUUUGCGAAUCCUUGCGGAAACAACCUCGGCAUACAUUAAGAUAGGAGGCCGAAACCCACAUCCCGGAGGUCGAAUAGAAAGCGAGUUCAUUGCAGAUGCCGAGCAGCAGCACGGCCAGCUGUUCAUGGCGCAGCACUUCGGAGCAGAGGCUGGCGAUGCACGUCGCCGGCUGUACAGCUACCCGCCGCUGCUGACGACGGACCCCUUCAUCUUCUUGGUAGAAUGCAGCUACGCAUUGGUGCCGGCCGGAAAAGUCGACAUCAUGCAUGUUGUCAGGCUCUGCUACUUGGCUGAGAUUGUAAAGGUGGUCUUUCACAUGGGCCGCAACAUGCCUGUGGGCCUGUGGUUUGGUACGCUGGCAAGCCGGCAGACUCAAGACCCAGCCAUGAACAACUUUGCCGAUUUCGCCUUGGCCCUGAGCAAGCUAAGCGUUGAGUUCCAGGCAAUGGCUGGCAUCGAUGCCAUGGCUCCAGAGUUGGGAGAAAACCGAGGCUUCCAGCAGCCAGGAGUUGACACCUUGGAGGGCUGGUAUUCGUUUGUGAAGAAGUACGCAUCGGUGUUUUUGCGAAAAUGCGUGAUAUUCCUUCAUGUCAAGUAUGGUGUGGACUUUAACAGUCACGUCUCAUCUGAUGCCGGUGCUGAUGAACUGGACCGCCUCACGGAGGCGCUGCGGCUGCCGACGUUUGAUGAAAUGUGCGCAGUCAUGACGGUCGAUUCGACGACGUGUGGAUGGCCCAGCACUACUCCGGGGUUGGUGACAGCGGUAGUCAGUCAUCCCGGCAUAUUUGAGCUAAUUGGGCUUCCGCGAACAUUCGACACGUUGAUCGAGGAAGCAACAAGACGAAGGUGCCCCACGACGGGCAAAGACCUCACAGACCCGAUCAUUUGCCUCUUCUGUGGAGAGUUGCUCUGCAGCCAGGGCACAUGCUGUCAGAAGCCUGAUACGGAUGGUUCCAAGAUUGGCGGUGCCCAGCAACAUAUGCGAAGAUGUCAGAGAAAUAUCGGAGUGUUCCUGAAUGUACGCAAGUGUUCUACAGUCUAUCUGUUCCAUAAGUCCGGGUCGUUCACGCCUGCGCCGUACAUUGAUAAGUAUGGCGAGACGGAUCCGCAGCUGCGUCACGGCCGUCAAUUGUUCUUGAAUCAGAAGAGAUACGAUACCAUGAUUAGGAACACAGUUCUCAAGCAUGGGGUUCCAAGUUUGAUCAGUCGAAAGUUGGAAGCAGAAAUUAACAAUGGCGGCUGGGAUACCUUGUAA
Molecule: messenger RNA, 6084 nt
Organism: Trichoderma breve
Lineage: Eukaryota; Fungi; Ascomycota; Sordariomycetes; Hypocreales; Hypocreaceae
Product: putative zinc finger in n-recognin (UBR box) domain-containing protein
Exons: 8
Coding region: 1-6084 (2027 amino acids)
Biological process (GO): ubiquitin-dependent protein catabolic process via the N-end rule pathway; protein ubiquitination
Cellular component (GO): ubiquitin ligase complex; cytoplasm
Molecular function (GO): zinc ion binding; ubiquitin protein ligase activity
Source: RefSeq, a predicted model, not a curated record